AUGUCAGAAAAAAAUUUACUGUGCCUUUUUCUUGUAGAAAAUUUUAUUGGAAGAGGUGGCUAUGCUGAUGUUUUCAAGGGUAGCCUCCAAGAUGGGCAACUAAUAGCAGUUAAGCAACUGAACAAAGGCACUCCAGAAGACAGGACCUCAAGUUUUCUAUCUGAGUUAGGUAUUCUUGCUCAUGUUGAUCAUCCUAACACAGCCAAUCUUAUUGGAUGUGGUGUAGAAGGAGGAAUGCACCUGGUCUUCCAACUAUCUCCACUGGGAAAUUUAGGGUCUCUUCUUCAUGGUCCAAAUAAAAAUAUAUUAAAUUGGAGUAAAAGGUAUAAAAUUGCUUUAGGAAUAGCGGAUGGCCUCCUCUAUCUUCAUGAGAUUUGCCAAAGGCGAAUCAUUCAUAGAGACCUUAAAGCAGAGAAUAUUCUGCUUACAGAGAAUUUUGAGCCACAGAUUUGUGAUUUUGGGCUAGCAAAAUGGUUACCAGAACAGUGUACUCACCAUAAUGUAUUGAAAUUUGAAGGCACAAUGGGGUAUUUUGCUCCUGAAUAUUUGAUGCAUGGCGUAGUAGACGAGAAAACUGAUAUUUACUCCUUUGGGGUCCUGCUUUUGGAGAUUAUAUCUGGGCGUCGUGCAUUGGAUCACUUGCAACAAAGUAUUGUGUUAUGGGCAAAGCCUUUAUUUGAAGCUAAUAACAUCAGGGAGCUUGUUGAUCCUUCUCUUGGUGAUGAUUAUGACCGGGAACAUAUGGAUCGUGUUGUUUUGACUGCAUCUCUCUGUGUUGAACAGUUUCGUAUCUUACGCCCCACCAUGAGUCAGAUUGCAAUACUGCUAAGAGGUGAUGACUUUGUGUUGGAACAUACUCAGAGGAGUAACAAUAUCCUCAUGAGUACAACUCAACAAACUACCUAAGUGAUCUCAGUGAAUAAUAGCAGUUUGCAUUGGGAGGGAACAUCAUAUUCAAAACUGUUGGUUGUGUUACAUGGAUAAAUACUAUUUGAUGAGGGGAGGAAAUGGGAGGGAAAAUGAUGGGUUUAAGUCCUCUCCCUCAAUUUUCUUCUUGCUUUUACUAUUAGGGAAUUCUGCUUUCCUUAUUUCUUCCCUAGAAUCAAGGAGUGCAGCAAAGAUGUACAUCUUAUAGUAUCUACUUCUUGAUUUAAUGGAAGAAAGAGAAGGGAUGAUAAAACUUACUUUCA
Molecule: messenger RNA, 1190 nt
Organism: Cajanus cajan (pigeon pea)
Lineage: Eukaryota; Viridiplantae; Streptophyta; Magnoliopsida; Fabales; Fabaceae
Source: RefSeq, a predicted model, not a curated record